Messenger RNA from Rotaria sp. Silwood1, 4865 nucleotides. Lineage: Eukaryota; Metazoa; Rotifera; Eurotatoria; Philodinida; Philodinidae. The record is from the annotation of a GenBank genome assembly.
AGCCAUUGAAAGAAAGAAUACCAACUGUUGCAUGCGUUAGAAUAAAACCAUCAACUCUACGAUACACCUUCAAAAAGUAAGAAAAUACGGGAAACAUCAAUUUUGUCUAAUACAAAAAUGUCGAUUGCAAAUUUGUCGAUAAAAUUUAUCGAAAAAACAUUUGUCGAUUCGACAAAAUUGAAAUUCAGAUCUGUCGAAGUCGACAAAUCUUAUCAAAAAAUGUCGGUUAUGGUAUUGUCAAGCUUCGUUUCGAUGAAUUUCGAAUUCAGUUAUAAUCACCUAACAUCUGACUUGAAGUCAAGUUGGAAUCAAGUUGAAAUCAUGUUGAAAUCGAGUUGGAAUCAACUUGGAAUUAACUUGAAAUCAACUUCAGUUCAACAUGAUUUCAACAUGAUUUCAACUUGAUUUCAACGUGAUUCCAACUUGGUUUCAACAUGAUUUCAACAUAAUUUCAACUUGAUUCCAACUUGAUUUUAAGUCAGAUUUUAGGUGAUUAUAAUUGAAUUUGAAAUUCAUCGAAACGAAGCUUGACAAUACCAUAAUCGACAUUUUUUAAUAAAAUUUGUCGAAUUCAACAAAUUUCGAUUUAAAUUUUGUCGAAUCGACAAAUUUUUUUUCGACAAAUUUACAAUCGACAUUUUUUGUAUUCGAAAAAAUUGUAGGCACUCGCAUAAGAGUAGUUGGGUGGAUAAAAUCCAGUUGUAGUAUUUACAAGUACGGAGAACGUGAGUAGCUUGUCGAUAGAAAUGCCAUGAGGAACCAGUGUGUUGUAGCCUGAUCCAAAGAGAGUGCCAGUAAGUGAUCAUGUAUAUAGAGCUAGUGAUGUUCUGCCUGUUAACGUACCUCCCAAAUUCAGAACGUUUGGUUUAGCUAAAGACUUUCAAGUAACAUUUGAGUAUUGACAAAUAAGACAGAGUCCCGUGGAAGAACAUUGCCUGUCGAUGAUGAGCUAAUCAAGCUGAUGAGUAGCAAAUAGAGCGAGCAAUACAUAAAAGACAUGAAAAACUCGAUUGUAUUUGACAAUGUAAUGUGAAUGCACACACUAACUGAGCUUAUUUAUAUAUGUUUUCUAUUCGAGAGUAACUCGUUCCAGACACAAAUGAGGAGGAGGGGCGUUGAAAGAAUGCAAAACAGAAAUGUUGUUUCUUUUCGGGUAGGUCAUUCAAAUAAAAUCAUGAAUUCUCACAUCAUACAUCGUUCUCUUGUUUGAUCGGGGGAUCCCCGUUCGUCAACAUGAAUGUUUGACUUUGUUUGAGCAAGAAAUCACGCAGCGACAGCAUGCGAGUAAAUAAAAAAAAUGGCAGCAGUACAAUAAGACUGACACCUAUUUGCAUUAGUCAGUUUCUUACAGAAACAAAAAUAAGAUGUUGCCAUUUCUUUGAAAUAUGGCUUGCUGUCGCUGCACGAUCUCUUAUUUAAACAAAAGUCACGCAUUCAUGCUGACGAACGGUGCUCCUCGAUGAAAAAAGGAACGACAUAUGCUGCGAGAAUUCAUGAUUUUGUUGGAGUGUCUUACUACAAACAAAACAAUAUAACUAUAAGCUCAGUUAGUAUGUGUAUUCACAUUACACUGACAAAUACAAUCAGGCAGAGUUGGAACCGGACAGGUUUUUUCUAUCCGGUCCGGUCCGACCAGCAAUCGGCCGGAUGAAUUUUACAGCCAAACUGGCAAAAAUCCGGCGAAAAUAACAGACCAUAAAAGUAUCUAUUGACAUAUAAUGGUAGUGAAGGAUAGUUGAAUAUUCAUGUGCCGAAAUCCGAAUUAUGAAUAAUCAACUUACAUUUAGCAAAAUUUAAAUAAAUCGAAAAAUAAAUUUAAAAAAUUAAAUUGAUUUUCAAUUUAACUUGAAUUUAUCAAUAUUUUUUUCGUUAUCGUACGACAAUUUAUUACAAAAAUAAUUUUUGAUGUUUUCUAAUUCCAUGCAACAAUGGUCUUUUUUUCUGAGUCCGUACAAAACAUGCUUUUGUAACUCAGGGAUGUGCAGUCUAUGGGGUACAAGAGGUGCGCACCCAUCCACAUUUAGAAAAUGUUCAGUUUCUCUCAGCGAAAAUCGUGCAUUUUAUUGAAAAAAAAGAUCAUAAAAUAGAAAAAGAAUGUUUUACACCUCUCUGUUUUUCUUUGAAGCACAUUCCUGUUGUAACUGGUUGAAAAAAAACAAAGUAUCAUUCAGAAUAUGAUCGAAAAUAUACAACUUAAACAAAAACAUGAAAUUAAUCAACAUCAGGGUUCAAAUCCAAAUUCAAUAAAUAAAUGAUUCGAUUUCUUUUCGAAUAGAGAUUUUCUGUUCUCCUAUUUGAACGUAUUUCACAUUAAAGUCUAAAUCAUUUUGUUUCAUUUUUCUGUCUUUUUAUUUCGAUGAUUUUACAUCACAUUAUAUUGUAUCAGGUCAGAGUAUGUAAAUGAUACUCUAUAACUAGGACUAGAAGGUAUAUUAAGCACAUAUUUAUUAAAAAUAUGAAUACAUUUUAGUUUGAACUUGAAGAUUUUAUCCGAAUUUUAUAAAAAUUCAACUGUUGAAUAAUUGUUGCAAAAUGAAAUAUGUCCGAUGUGAUAGAACAAAAAACAAAGACGGGAAAAUUUAUUCAUUCGUCACUAUCUCCGUGGUAACGUUCAUAUUCAACAUAUAUUGUCAUUCUUUAUUUGAACGAAUAAUAUAAAGAAAUGAAAAAAAUUGUCUGGCAAUGAAUAUAAAGAAAGAGAGUAUAGCUGUUAAAAGUCAAUGCAGAGAUAAUCGUUUAUUCUGUUAUAUGGCUUUGUUUACAUGUUUCGACGAUCUAUCCGAUCUAGUACUAAUCGAGCUCUUCUCAUAUCUGUCAUCUAUCGACAUACUAUGGGGAUUUACUCGUCUUAAUAAUCGUCUGACAAUGUUAAUAAAUGAACGAUGUUUCUUUCAUCAUGUUAACUUAUCACUUGCACAUUAUCAUCAAUUUAAUACAAUACUUCGUUUUCUUCCAUUGAGUAAUAUUGAAUCACUUGCAAUAGAUAGUGAUGCAUCUCCACUUCAGUUAACUCAUUGGCCUUAUUUGUCUCGUUUGAGAACUCUGCGUAUCGUUGGUGUGUACGAUCAUGAGGAUCUUUCGAUCUUUCUUUUGCGUCAUGCCACUACACUUACUCAUCUUAUCAUCAAAUCAAAUGAAAGACUGAUUCCAGUAAGUAUAGGAGAGUUUGUUUUAAUACGUUUAGAACUAUAUAAAGAAUUAAGAUUAUUGAAGAAAGAAUUGCAAAUUCUGAGAUACUGACCUCCUUUAAAAAUCUUCUUAGAAUAUUUUUAGAAAGAAGAAAUAGACUGUGUGGUUGAAUUAUGUAAAAGAUGAAUUCUUAUCAUUAUUUGAAAAUUUCAAACGAUUCACAAUUUGAAUAUAAUAUGUGAGAAGAAAAAAUUGUAUAGAAAUAACGACAAGUUUCAUUCAACAGAGUGUCAGAUUCAAUUGAAAUAAUAAAAAAAAAAUAUCGAGUUCAAUAUAAAGUAUAUUGUUCUAUUAAUACAUUGAAAUAUAAAAUAGAUUUUUUUCAUUCAGAAGACAAGAUCGUUCCAAAGCAGUUCUAUUACGUCGAAUGAGUUCUCACUAGAAAAAGAAUGUAUCGAAAAGUAUUUUAUUUGAACAACUAUUGUAAACAUUUGUACUUUCAAAACUAAUGAAAUUGAAAAUUUUCAUGAGAUAAAAUAUUAAAUAAAAUAGGUUUCGUUACAUACCUAUAUAUAAUAGAAUGAGAAUUGUUUCAAGAGUCUGAAGAUUUUCAUCUAUGAAUUAGUAAACUUCCAAAAGAUCUAAUAUUAAUUGUUAAUAAUGAUUUUAGUUGAGUAGAACCUAAACUUUAUCGAUCUCUUUUUAAAUCGAAGCACUACUGCUUCGAAUCUGACGAUUAAAAAUAUUAGUUAAUAUUGUCCUUCAUUCAUAAUUCACUGAUAUUUGUAUACUGUUUUCAGGAUGGUUUUACAAUUAAUUCCGAAUAUACAAUAGCGUAUAUUGCGACGUUAAUAAAAAAUAUUCUUUUUAUCCGUUUGCCUGCACUUAAAUCACUUGAUUUGGGCAUGAAUAAUUAUGGAACAUGCUGGCCUAUCACUACUGCAGUAGUUCCACUUACUUAUUUGCGUAUUGAUUUACCGUGUGUGGAUACACUGGUUCGUCUUAUAUCAACACCACCACUCUACGACACAUUACGUCAAUUACAUGUUCAUGUAGGUGACGCUAAUUCUGUUAUAUCGACAUUUAAUCUAUUGAUUCAAAUGAUUCAUUUACAUACAUUUACUUUUGUUCAAACAUUUUUCUCGGAGUUAACAACUAAAUGGAGAAUUUUCGAAAUGCUGACAUCUUCGAAUGUUAUGCCUGUUCUUCGACGUCUUAAUAUGUCCCUUUUUAUUGAUAUGAAUGAUUUAAAUCAUAUUGGUUCAUCACCACUUUUUACUGAUCAUCGUCAUGUUGAUGUUCAGUUCGCUUUUAAUCUUAUCAAUUGUCCACAAUACAUUGAAAUGACACAAUAUAUACCACGUGGUAAUCGUUUUCAUUCACGAGAAAUAAUUGGUGUAACCUUCGUUGUUAAACAUUGGUCUAGUAGAUCCAAAUGGCUCACUAAUAAUGAUCCUUUUAGUCGUGGACGUCGAUAUCAUCAUCAUAUGUGGUAUACUCUUCCGUGGGCAUUCGAUGAAUUCUUUCACAACUAUCUUCCAGAAAAAUGGAUCAUUAAAAUACAAGUAUUUGAACAACCUUCUCACAAUGCUAGAACAAUUGAUCAAUCAUCCCUUCGUACAUUAGAUGCAUGUGGUCAAACUUUAGCAUUACCUAUAUACUCUUUACCUCAUGUAGUACUAUCUGAUUACAUUGAAACGUUUCACCUGUCCUAUUAUAAUAGACCUAUUCAUAUA